AUGACGACCACAACAAGACCUCAAAUUGUGGAUAUUGAGCCCACUAAUGUCGACACAAAUCAAGAAUGGGCCAACACCGACGCUAUCGAUGCCGAAAAGAAGCUUGAUACCACACCACAACGCCAGGAUGCAUUUGGUGAUGAGGAAAACGCAGAGGUUAAGUACAAGGUCUUAAAGUGGUGGCAAGGUGGCCUGCUCAUGGUUUCGGAAACUAUCUCCCUGGGAAUAUUGUCCCUUCCAGCGGCCGUGGCAGGUAUGGGCCUUGUUCCAGCUCUUAUCGUGCUUGUUGGCAUGGGCCUUCUAGCCACAUAUACCGGAUAUCUUAUUGGGAAAUUCAAAUCGAGACAUCCUCACAUUUCUAGCAUGGCCGAUGCAGGCGAGGUGCUGAUGGGCCGUUUUGGUUAUGAAUUAUUUGGAACUGCCCAGCUGCUUUUCCUCGUAUUCAUCAUGGCGAGCCACAUUCUCACAUUUACUGUGGCGCUCAAUUCAAUCACAAAACAUGCAACGUGCUCAAUCGUUUUUGGCGUUGUGGGAAUGAUUGUUUCUUGUUUCUUGUCCUUGCCACGGACACUAGAGAAAGUUUCAUGGCUUUCACUUGUUUCUUUUGUUAGCAUUUUCUCGGCCGUUAUGAUUUGCAUGAUUGCCGUGGGCAUUCAAAAUCCCGAAGCGAUUGUCCACCCAACAGUAGAGACAAACUUGGUCACCGGAUUCACAGCUGCAUCCAAUAUCGCUUUCUCUUACGUCAGCCACAAUACCUUUUUCACCUUUAUCGCCGAGCUCAAGGAUCCUAAGGACUUUCCCAAAGCUCUCGCGCUGCUCCAAACCGUGGAUAUGACUCUUUAUAUUAUUGCAGCAGUCGUGAUAUACCGAUUUGCAGGUGCCGAUGUAACUUCCCCGGCACUGGGGUCCGCUGGUCCUUUGAUCGCUCGGAUAGCAUAUGGCGUGGCUCUUCCUACAAUUGUCAUCGCCGGUGUUAUAAACAGCCACGUGGCGGCCAAGUCAAUCUAUAUCCGCCUCUUUGCUGGAACCGACCGCAUGCAUAAGCGAGAUUUCGCAGCUGUUGGCUCUUGGGUUGGCAUUGCUGCAGGGCUUUGGCUGGUUGCGUGGAUUAUUGCGGAAGCAAUCCCAGUUUUCAAUAACCUUCUAAGUCUGAUUACUGCACUCUUUGGCAGUUGGUUCACCUUCGGGUUUACUGGUAUCUUUGGCUUGCACAUGGAUCAAGGUUCUUGGUUUGCUUCUCCUAAGAGAACUAUGCAGACUCUACUCAACAUUUUCUCUAUUUCUGUUGGAGUUGUUCUGUGCGUUCUUGGCCUUUAUAGCUCUGGCAAAGCCAUCCACGACAAUCCGGGGAGUGCCAGUUUUUCCUGCGCCAGCAAUGCAUGA
Penicillium manginii is the source of this 1383-nucleotide messenger RNA. Its product is annotated as Amino acid transporter transmembrane. The coding region runs from base 1 to 1383 and encodes 460 amino acids. Lineage: Eukaryota; Fungi; Ascomycota; Eurotiomycetes; Eurotiales; Aspergillaceae. The transcript is spliced from 7 exons. Gene Ontology annotation, biological process: amino acid transmembrane transport. The record is from RefSeq and is a predicted model, not a curated record. Gene Ontology annotation, cellular component: vacuolar membrane. Gene Ontology annotation, molecular function: amino acid transmembrane transporter activity.